AUGACUAUCAAAGUGGCAUUCUUAGGUCCCGAAGGUACCUACACUCAUCAAGCUGUUUUACAGCAAUUUGGCACUAAUGAGAUUGAAAUAUCCCCACAAGCAUCGAUUGGAGAAUGCUUUCAAGCAAUCAACUCUCAUCUGGUUGACUUUGCUGUUGUUCCCUUUGAAAACUCGACUAAUGGGCAAGUUGUCUUCACUUAUGACUUACUUCGAGAUUGGUUUCUCAAAGGAGAGCCAAAGUGCAACUUCAAAAUCGUUGGUGAACAAUUUGUAUCUAUACAUCAUAAUUUAUUAAGUAAUGGGUCUUUAGAGGAUAUUGAAACCGUAUAUUCUCAUCCACAAGUGUGGACCCAAGUUGGAGGAUAUAUAUCUACAUUGCCUAGUGGCAUUACCAAGAUCGAUGUCGGCUCAACUUCGAAAGCAGCUGAAUUGGUCAGCCAAGAUAAGACAAACAAAUCAGCUGCCAUUUCGUCACUUAUGAGCUCAAAGCUAUAUAACUUACCCAUUCUCAAAGCAAAUAUAGAGGAUAAUGUGAGCAAUACUACUCGGUUCUUGAUCUUGGGGUAUACUGAACCGCCAGUAGAUGAAACGAAUCACAAGAAUCAUCAAAAAGUCACAUCGAUAAUGUUUACACUUCCACAUACUGACCCGGGUGCACUAUGUGACGUACUUGUACAAUUUAAAGAAAACGGAAUUAAUUUAUCAUCAAUCAGUUCGCGACCUGCCAACUUACAACUUUGGCAGUAUGCAUUUUUUGUCGAAACAGUGGGUAAAAUAACCACCGACGUUCUCAAGAGCAUUCAAAAGUCAUGUCGUGAUGUUGCAAUACUAGGCGAAUUUAAUCGAAACUGGAGGUAUAACAAAACAACAAUGAAUUAA
Messenger RNA from Lodderomyces margitis, 879 nucleotides. It is a transcript of the gene PHA2, whose product is annotated as prephenate dehydratase. NCBI's taxonomy places the organism in Eukaryota, Fungi, Ascomycota, Pichiomycetes, Serinales, Debaryomycetaceae. The transcript has 2 exons. The record is from RefSeq and is a predicted model, not a curated record. Gene Ontology annotation, cellular component: cytoplasm. The coding region runs from base 1 to 879 and encodes 292 amino acids. Gene Ontology annotation, molecular function: prephenate dehydratase activity; chorismate mutase activity. Gene Ontology annotation, biological process: L-phenylalanine biosynthetic process.